Messenger RNA from Arachis ipaensis, 1235 nucleotides. The record is from RefSeq and is a predicted model, not a curated record. Lineage: Eukaryota; Viridiplantae; Streptophyta; Magnoliopsida; Fabales; Fabaceae.
UAAAGUCAUCAUCAUCAACAUCAUCAUCAUCACAGUGGAAGAGGUUGUUUCCUCCUCUCAUCCCUCACUCACUCGACAGUCGACACACACACACUGUCAAUGAGGUGAAGCAUAGCAUAGCUUUGCUUAACUCAAUUUCAAACAUUAUCACUACCCUUUUUGUCAUUACCCUAUUUUCUUUUCUUCUCUUAUCAGUGUUCCUGUGCUAUCACUACGCACCACAACCACAGAAUAAUAUGGAAAUCAGUGGCACCCACAAUGGGAGUAGCAUGAUGUGGUUCUUCAAGGAUCGAGGGUUUGAUGAUAACAGCAUACAUGGAAUUUUCAGAAAGUGCAAACGCCUAGAGAGUGUUCACAAAGAGAGAGCAAAUGAGAAUUGGGAAUACUUGAGAACCAUUGGAAUUCAAGAGAGGAAGAUUCCUUCCAUUGUUUCGAAAUGCCCCAAGAUCCUGGCCCUCGACCUCAACGAGAAGAUUGUCCCCAUGGUUGAGUGUCUCAGGACACUAGGAACAAAACCCCAUGAAGUCACCUCUGCCAUUGCCAAGUUCCCUCACAUACUCUCGCACAGCGUCGAAGAGAAGCUCUGUCCCCUCUUGGCAUUCUUUCAGGCAUUAGGCAUACCCGAGAAGCAAAUUGGGAAAGUGAUACUGAUCAAUCCUCGGCUUAUCAGCUACAGCAUUGAAACAAAGUUGAAAGAGAUUGUGGACUUCCUUGCUAGCCUUGGUCUUGAUAAAGAUGGAAUGAUUGGAAAAGUCAUAAUGAAGUUCCCGUUUAUAAUGGGUUAUAGUGUUAACAAGAGGCUCCGGCCGACUUCAGAGUUUCUGAGGUCGAUAGGCCUAAGUGAGUUAGAUCUUCAGGCUGUAGCUAUGAACUUCCCUGCAAUCUUAAGUAGAGAUGCAAAAAAGGCUUUGGUGCCCAAUUAUGAUUUCUUAAAGAAAUGUGGAUUUCAAGACCCACAAAUAUCUGCUUUGGUUGUUGGUUUUCCUCCUAUCUUGAUCAAGAGCAUACAGAAUUCUUUAGAGCCAAGGAUUAGGUUUUUAGUGGACGUGAUGGGGAGACAAGUCGAUGAAGUCAUUGAUUAUCCUUGCUUCUUUCGUCAUGGCCUCAAAAGAAGGUUAGAGUCGCGGCACAAACUUCUAAAGCAGCGGAACCUAGAUUGUAGCUUGAGUGAAAUGCUGGCCUAUAAUCAGAAGAAGUUCAACAUGAAGUUUGGCUUGUUAAAAUUGAGUAACUAA